AUGACGGGCCCUGUAGCUGCUGCUCGGCCUUUGUUGCGGCCUGGGUCUUCCUUACUCUUCAAGCAGCUCAGUGGCCCAUCGAUACCAGUAUCAGUAUCAAUAUCAGCAUCGUCUCGCCUGCGGCCAGCGACCUCGACCAUCCUUAGCCUGACCACCACCACCAGCAGCCCACGAGGGCAGCUGUCCCUGCGCACAGGAUGCAGCAGGCUCCGUUUCUACUCCACCAAUCCACCACCCCCUUCACAACAAAAUGCGAGCUCCAAGGAGGCCGAGGAGCCGUCCCAAGCAACGCAGGCCUCCUCGUCCUCUUCGCCAGAGAGCUCCUCCUCCGCCGCAAGACCCUCGAGACCUAGCCCCGAGCUCCCCUCACAGACCGACUCGCGCCGCUCUGCCGCGUCCCAGAACUUCGCCCACUUCAUGGACAACCUGCAGUCGCGCGUGCUGGUGGCCUCGCAGACCCUCAACGACCUGACGGGCUACUCGGCCAUCGAGUCCAUAAAGGCGGCCAACGCCAAGCUCGAGACGGACCUGGCGCAGGCGCAGGCGGACCUGAAGCGGGCGCGGCAGCACUACAAGGCCGUCAACGCGCAGCGGGCCUCGACGCAGCGCGAGGUGACGGCGCUGCUGGCGCGCAAGGACACGUGGACCCCGGUGGACCUGGAGCGCUUCACGACCAUGUACCGGCAGGACCACGAGCUCGAGGCCGCCGUGAGCGAGGCGUCGGCGGCGCUGACCGAGGCCGAGGCCGACGAGGCGCGGCUCAGCCAGGCCCUCAACAGCGGCAUCCUGCGCCGCUACCACGAGGAGCAGAUCUGGAGCGACCGCAUCCGCCGCCAGUCCACCUGGGGCACCUGGGGCCUCAUGGGCGUCAACAUCCUGCUCUUCCUCGUCCUGCAGUUCGUCGCCGAGCCCUGGAAGCGCAACCGCCUCAUGAAGGGCAUCGCCGCCGAGGAGAAGGCCGCCCUCGAGGCCGUGCGGAGGGAGCUGGAGGAGGUCAAGGGCGCCAUGACCAGGAGGGAGGACGCGGCUGCCGCAGCGGCGGCGGCGGCGGCGGCGGCCCCCACCGCCGUCGUCGAGGACGUCGGUGUCGAGGCUGUGCCGGUGGCAUCCCUGCCGGACGUGGGGAUCCCGGAGCAUACGCGUAACCCACCAGGUUUGACGUGGAAGGAGUUCCUAUCGGAACCCAGCCUGUGGCGGGAGGCGCUGGAGGACCUCUAUAGCGAGAGGGUGAUGUAUCUGCGCAUGAGGGACGUGUCACUCAUCGCUCUAGAAGGCGUCGUGACUGGUGCCGUGGCAAUGGCCGGCGUUGCAGUGCUGUUGGCGCGUCAGCGUUGA
Messenger RNA from Diaporthe amygdali, 1335 nucleotides. RefSeq lists its product as uncharacterized. Gene Ontology annotation, biological process: inner mitochondrial membrane organization. The transcript has a single exon. The coding region runs from base 1 to 1335 and encodes 444 amino acids. Gene Ontology annotation, cellular component: mitochondrial inner membrane. The record is from RefSeq and is a predicted model, not a curated record. NCBI's taxonomy places the organism in Eukaryota, Fungi, Ascomycota, Sordariomycetes, Diaporthales, Diaporthaceae.